GCUCUUCAGCAGCUUGUGCAGCUCUCCAGUGCUCCAUGGAGCGGCGCUUGGAUGAAUGGCACCAGCUUUUGCGAUCGAUCUGCACGUCGCCCGCGGUGCGGCGCAAGCCCUCGCUGCAGGAGGUACUACGCUUGGCAGAUGAGCCUUUGGCUGUGGAAGAGCGGUUGGGGCUCAGAGAGCAGCGCGAGCCUUGCAAGAGGCUGUUGCACGGACUGGUGGCUUUGGCUUGUGGCACCCUCCAACAUGUGAAGCGCUGCUACAUUGGAGGCGCUUUUGGCCGCAAGACUGCCCUCAACUAUUGCGUUGAAGCAGAUCUUGUGAUCUUCCUGGAGGACUUUCAAUGCUCGAGGAGUCGAAGAUACCAGGCCCAAGUCUUUGAUGGUCUCGAGAAGCUCUUCUACCGCGGACGCGUCGAGCUGCAUGGGGAAAGCCCCUCUUGUCUCAAGAUCGCAGCUGGGCAGUUUGUCCUUCUAGAUCUCCACAUGACGGGCGAAGCGCCGGAAGUGGUACCUGCGGAAGAGGAGAGGCGCUACUAUGGAGCGGCAGAGCUGGCACGAGUGGAUGAAGAGCUCUUGGCCUUUGGGAGCAGACAUGCUGAGUUCGUAGCGCUGGUACUCCUGGGCAAACACUGGAGGGCUUUAGAUGCCCGUGCCCAGGCACUCUCUUCAUAUCACUUGGAGCUUCUUUGCAAAGAACUCAUUGAAAGGAGUGACUUGGACACCUUGCGGGAUCUCUUCUGGAAGUUCUUGAAGCGUUUGGCCUACAGUGAGGAUCGGCUUUGGGCCCGGAAUCCCAACCGCUUCCGCUGCGAUCUCCAGAUCUCGAAGAACGCUCGGGGUCCCUUGGCCGCCUACGCGGCGGAGACGCUGCGGGACUACCAGCGGCACAUCCGGCAGCAGAACACGUCAGCGUGCCCCUCCUGCGGGCAUCGGUUUCACCCUCGGAGCGUUCGGCCACUGUAACUAGUUAUAGAUCCGGGGAUGAAAUGACACGAGUUGAUCAGUUGGUGAAGAUCUUGGAGAUGGAUGGAGAUGGCGGGGUUGGAUAUUGUCCGCUGUGGAAAUCUUCGAGUGAUUGGUGGUUGAGGGAGCCCGGGCCAGGCCUUGCCGUUGAAGGAAACUCCUGAGACCCUAAGGGCUAAGGGUUUCCAAGCUUGAUGGGCGCUCCAGUCUUGUUUUAUAGGAUUUGUGACGCUUCCAUUGCGCGAAGGCCUGGGGUGUGGCACUGUGGGGUUAGACCCCUUUGCCGUUGUGCAAGACUCCCUAGCAAAGUUUUUUUGCAACUCUCCACCUGGGAUCUUUGGUGAGGCGUUUUGAUGCGUUUUGCUUUCUUGAGGUGUUUCUCCCGGCUGUUCCUAAGGAACUGGAGGGCGACAGAGGAUUGCUGAUUAAAAGAACA
Molecule: messenger RNA, 1398 nt
Organism: Durusdinium trenchii
Lineage: Eukaryota; Dinophyceae; Suessiales; Symbiodiniaceae
Source: the annotation of a GenBank genome assembly